ACUGGGACAGGAAGUCAGCAUCUUGUCAAGAGGUCCUAUUUUUUUCUUGAGUUUUUUCCAACCAGAUUUUUUAUUUUAUUUUAGUUUAUUUAUAUACAAGAUGAUACAUUAGCCUGAAUUGAUCUUGCCCGAAACGUUUUGCGUAAUGGUGGCUUCAUUAGUACAGGAAUGAUGUCGGCUGAACCAGACUAUGGAGCUGCUCUUGGGCUCAUCAAACACCUUCCUACAGAGGAACUUCGUGAUCUUGUGAACAAUGAUGAUAAACUUUCAGAACUUAUGAAGGACUUACCACAGAUGAAGAACUUAGCAAGUGAACAAGAAAUGUUACUGGCAGCUAACAAAUCCUUGGCAGAAUUUAAUUUAUCUCUCGAGCCUAAAUUGUCACAGGCAAAGCAGAACCUAAUCUCAAAAUAUGAAGAAGCUGCUAAGUUGUCUGAAGAGGUUAAUGCAUUGAAAGGAGAAAUUGAUUCCACAAGUGGGCAGUACUCUGCUGAUACGCUCCAGGCCUUGUUACAGACUGCUGCACAUGAGAUUGAAGAAGAAACUGAGAAUUUGGUCCAGUCAUUCCUUGACAAAGAACAUGAUGUAGAUGACUUUUUGUCUAAAUUCCUUUCGAAGAGGAAGACUGCGCACUUAAGGCGGAUCAAGGCAGAGAAAAUUGAGGACAUUUUAAACAAGCAAAGUAGUGCACACAGCUCACCAUACCCUUCUCAGCCUUCCACUGGUGGUGGUGUUGGAUAUGGAGCCAAUCAGUGGUCAUCACCAUACCCCACACAGCCCAUGAAUAUGCCCAUGCCUGGGUACCACUAAGUUUGUGGGUAAAACCUACUAAAAUAAAAUGUGGUCUAGUUUUUAAGUUCCUUGUGGUGAUCAACAUUUGUUAUAACUCAUGGUGAACAACCUUGUCAUUGUUAUUUUCCAUCAUGUAAACAGCAUGGAACCCUUUGAAUAAUGAGUAAUUUUUUUUUUUUUGGGGGGGGGGGGGAUGGAGGGAGGGAGAGCAAUUUUUAAACUGUAAAAAAAUAUCAUAUACUGGUCAUAGAAAAACUGUUUUUUCAUAAAUAUUGUAUGUCAAAGGUAGUAGCAUGAUAAUCUUCAUAUGAAUACUGUAUACUGAAAUAUACAGUAAUGCUAAAAUGCCACUUUGUGUGUGUGUGUAGGAAUAGAUACAGUCAAGCAUACACACUUGCCUACACACAACCAUGCACCUGUAAACAAGUGUGAACUUGAACAAUACACAAACACCACCCCCGCACACAAAUACAGUAUAGUACAGCCAUGAAUAGCUUAACCAGUUUUAAUAUUUGGGCCCUAGGCCUAAAUCCCAACAUAAAAUAACAUACAAACAAAUGCAUGAACAGUUGCACAUACAUAAAACAAUCACUGUAUCUUGCGCUAACCUGCUAACUACAAAGUUAUCGUAAAUUACCUACAUACAAUACAGAAAAUACUUGAUACAGAUGUUCAGUAAGGCAAAUUAAUUACAGGUACAUAUGAUGGGCAAUUGUUUUGGUACUGCAAAGCCUCGUUUUUACUUCAUAUCUUUAUGAUUGGUUUCAAAGCACGAAGUUGAUAAUACAUAAGGUUUUAAGGUUCAACAAAACCCAAGUUGUACAUAGUGCAUUGUUUUGCAUGUUUGAAUAUGGAAUGUGUAACAAGACAUUGUUUCUCAUUCCUCAAGUCUAACUUUUACAAUGUAAGUGUAAAUUAUUGUGCAUGUUGAGAAUAUACUAUAUCUUAUUGCAAUUGAGACGUGGUUUUCUAAUACAUUAACCAGAUAACAUUUGUUUUUCCUAGAACUUUUAAUUCCUUAUUUGUGCUGAUCAAAUGUGUGCCUAAUUAUUUUGAGAUACAAAACUAGAGUAGCAGUGUUGUUAUACAGGACACUGAGAAGUCUAUGAAGUACAGUAUAACAAUACUACCAUCAUGUAGUGACCUUCAGUCACUUCUAAAUGCUAGUUCACCUGGAUAUUACUGUAUGGUAUAUGUUUUACUUAAUAUUUUAUGGUGAACAAUGUGCAGCAGUAAAUGUCCACUGUUACAGGAAUUACAGACUGACAGACUACUAAGUACACUGGCAAAUCAUUCAUUCUUUGCUUUGGUAAACUACAGGGUAUGUAUAGUGAAUAAAUGAUAAUACUGUAUAUACUGAAAAGUAUUGUGAUACACCACUUUCCAGAUCAGCAAGACUUGUUAUACUAUACAAUUUUAUACUAGACAGGUUAAUUGUUCUUUAGUGUUAUGAUCAUGUUCUGUGUUGAUAAGUUUAUAACUGGCAUGGAGCUGUUCUUAACUAAAGAUUUCAUUGGCAAAUAUUUGAUGAGAUGCAGUAUAUAUAUAUCCAUAAUUAUACAUACUGGUAAGCUUAAAAUGCUAAUUAUAUAAAUUUAUAAUACUGUAGAAAAUACCACUUAGAGACUUUUACAAGCAAAACAUUAUCUUCAUUAUGAGGGUUAUCAAAUGUAACAUCAUCAGGUCUUAAUGCCUACAAGGAAACGUAACCUAGACGAGGAAUUACAUUUUAAAAUGUACUUUUUUUUUAACAAUUUGACAUUCAUCACCAGUAGCAUUUCUCAGUACCAAAUUACCACCUUUCCAUAAUACUGUACUGACUUUAAAUUUAAUAGUUUCCAAAUUUAAACAUGAUUUUCCAUUAGCAUGGCAACUAUAAUGAUAACCUCUCAUUUGAUUUGAUUUAUAGCGUCCUAACAUUAGUUUAUUGUAGCUUUAUAAACUCCUUACUGCAUAUGCACUUGUGUAUAACAAUCAUUUUGCCCAUUUGAAAAUUUGCCAACAAAUUAUGUGCAUAAUUGUGGUUUAACAAAAACAUGCUGGGCUUUAAAACUGCCCUUAUAAAUUGUCACUAUCAUCUCUACUAUCAAAUUUUGUUUAACACUGCCGUACAAUACUGCACUCUAAUUUGUGUGUUUAUGUUCAGUGGUGCUGCAGAUUUUACACACUUCUUCCUAUUGUUUUCUUCUUUGAUAUGUUUGGCAUCCUUAAAAAUCAUAAAAAUUAAUCAUUAGACGUGUAUAGAAUAUUCAGCUAUCAGUCACUACAAUUCAUUUGAACAACAGAAAAUUUCAGUAUUGAAUUAGUUCUGUAAUAACUACUAGAAAAAUAUUAAUUGUAGAAUGUUUUAUUCCUCAUGUCUGGCUUCUUUUGAUCUUCAUAGUCAUUUUUCCAUGUUAGUAAGCAAAUACCUCUCAGUAUCUCUGAUUAACAAGACAAAAUAUAAUUUGCAAAAAAUAUUUUGUAAAUUAUAAUAUUUUAUUUUUGGCAAAAUAUAAUUUGCAAAAAAAGUCUACUCUUAAUGUUUCUUUAUAGCAUUAUGAACAUUUCAUACUCUAUAUUCAACCAAGAGUAAUCAUGUCUACAAAUGCAGUUUAUGGGUUCAUAUUUAAUAUUACAUAUCCAGGUAUUAAGUUAUUAAACACUCAGAAGUUUUGUAAUCAACUUAAUAUUUGGCGCACAGUUCAUUAAUUCAUAUUUAUAUUCUGUUGCCUGUGAAUAUGAUUUAAUGCUGUAUGUUAUACAAAUUCUCGUAUAUUAAAACUUUAGAGAACAUAUUGCUCAAAUUUUACAAAACUUGCAGACACAGGCAGUAAAAUGUUAACAAAACAUAGUACUGUACAGUAUAAUUAUGGUUUCACAACAGUUUGACUGUGCUGAUUCAAAGGGGGUAUGAAUUGUUGUAAAAAUUAGUCAUGAAACAAGGCCACAUAUUUCUUGUACAGCAGAAUUAAGAAUAUAUAAUAGCUGAUACUCUAAUAACAAUGUUAAAGUUUUUAUAUAAUGUAGCUUAAAUAAAUUCUGUAUAAUAUA
Messenger RNA from Procambarus clarkii (red swamp crayfish), 3825 nucleotides. Lineage: Eukaryota; Metazoa; Arthropoda; Malacostraca; Decapoda; Cambaridae. The record is from RefSeq and is a predicted model, not a curated record.